UGCUGAAGCCCCAACCUUAUAUGGAUGAAGAACUUCAUAUGGAACAAGCACGAAGUUAUUGUAAAGGGCAUCUGUUUAGUUACGAUGCUCGAAUUUCGACUCCUCCUGGUUUAUAUAUGUGGCCUUGGUUACUUUCUAUUUUGACUAAAGUGCUCUCGAUUCCCUUUUUAAAUUCCUGUAUAUGUAGUGUCUUGUUCUUACGUCUGAUAUGUGGUUGUUUUGCUGUGUUGUUAUGGUUGGAGUUCAAGAGUUGGUCACGACUCUCAAGACGCAGCAUAAGUUCAACACAGUUACUUUUCUUAUGGAGUCAUCCGAUCUUAUUUUUUUAUUAUUUCUUUUAUUAUACGGAUGUUCCAUCGUUGUACUUUGGUCUCCUGUGUCUUCGGUUUUCCUAUAAACGUUCACCUGUAAAUGCUGCUAUUUUUGCAACUCUUGCAACUCUUCAUCGACAGACCAGUUUGAUGUAUCAUCUUGUUUCUUGCCUUAUUCUUGCAAGUCAACUUUUCGACUGCAAUGCAGAAAUGUCACCAUCGAGUAUCGUUUCGUUCUUAUGGAAAUUGCUGGCUAACUUUAUUUUCAAUCCAAUAGCCUGUUUUCGUUUAUGUUGGCCACAUUUUGUUUGUUUUAUAGGCUAUGGUUUAUGGUUGGUUCAGAGAGGAACGGUUGCUAUAGGUCACGCAGAACAUCACAGACUAAUUUUUCACCCUACUAUGGUAUUGUAUUUUUUAUGUUAUGAACUUUUGUUCUAUCCUCCAAGCGUUUUUUUAGUCCUUAGAUUCUUGAAAAGUCUUAGAGAUAGUUCUUUAUAUUGGCAACUUAUGGCAAUGAUCUUCUUUCUUUGUGUUCGAUACUGCAUAUAUUUGCAUCCCUUCCUUCUAUCAGAUCGACGACAUUAUACUUUUUUAUUUGUUCGAUGUGUUUUUCAGAAACGCAAAUAUUUGAGAUAUGCUUUGAUUCCAUUUAGUCUUGUGGCCACUUACAGCAUGGAAGAGAAACUACGGAAUCUCGAAAUUUUGGAACAAACAUAUUUGAAGUUUUUGAUUGCAUUUCCCUUUAUUUUUAUUCCACUUCUAGAGUUGCGUUACUUUGUACCAAACUAUAUCAUUAUUCAUCUGGUUUGCUUGGUAUUUACGUCGACAAAGCUUCAAGGAGAUUUCAGAAAACAAAAGUCAAAGGGAGAACGUGACGUCUCUCACUAUACAGUGAAUAUAUUGGACUCAGAUCAUUUACUAUUUUAUCGCUGUUUAUGCAAUGUGUGUUGUUAUGUUGUCCUGCUCAUGGUGUUUUAUUGUUUCCCGUUGGAUCAUUGGAAAACAGAUGGCUUGGAAAGCAGAUCACUGUUGUCCCAACUACAUUUGGACUGUCGUAAAUGUGCGCUGGAACGAAUGAUGCCAUGAGCGGAGAUCAAGCAAGAAAAAUGAAGGGGGCUGGGUCGAUUGACGUGGAAUCUUAUGAAUUGAACCACCCACCAUAAAAAAAAUGCUUGCAAU
Messenger RNA from Galdieria sulphuraria, 1490 nucleotides. RefSeq names its product alpha-1,2-glucosyltransferase. The record is from RefSeq and is a predicted model, not a curated record. Gene Ontology annotation, biological process: protein N-linked glycosylation; dolichol-linked oligosaccharide biosynthetic process. Gene Ontology annotation, cellular component: endoplasmic reticulum. Gene Ontology annotation, molecular function: dolichyl pyrophosphate Glc2Man9GlcNAc2 alpha-1,2-glucosyltransferase activity. NCBI's taxonomy places the organism in Eukaryota, Rhodophyta, Bangiophyceae, Galdieriales, Galdieriaceae. The coding region runs from base 21 to 1397 and encodes 458 amino acids. The transcript has 6 exons.